AUGCUUUCCACCAUGCCUCCCCAAAACACAGAGACUGACACUAUGCAGGUCGGCUCUCUGGCGGGUGGGGUUACCCACAAAAACCCAACGGUAACGGGCGGAGAGGAGGAGAAUGGAGGAGGAAGAGGUAGAGAGACGGAUGGAUCAGGAGGGGGAGGAGGAGGAGGAGGAGAAGAGUCGGUGAGCGAAGGAUCAAUAGAAGGCAUUCCUCUGAAGAGAUGGGUGAUGCACGGGGCCGUGAUGUUCGGCCGAGAGUUCUGCUAUGCCAUGGAAACGGCCCUGGUGACACCAGUGCUGCUACAGAUAGGUCUCCCGGAGCAGUACUACAGUCUGACCUGGUUUCUCAGUCCAAUCCUUGGUCUGCUGUUCACUCCCCUGAUCGGCUCAGCCAGUGACCGCUGCACUCUGCGAUGGGGCCGCAGGAGACCCUUCAUCCUGGCGCUGUGUAUCGGGACGCUGAUGGGAGUGGCACUGUUCCUCAACGGAUCACUGAUAGGUAUGUCACUGGGUGAUGAGCAAGGGAACCAGCCUAUAGGAAUCAUUCUUACCGUGCUGGGCGUGGUGGUAUUGGAUUUUUGUGCGGACGCCACAGAGGGACCAAUCAGAGCUUACCUUCUUGAUGUGGCAGAUACGGAAGAACAAGACAUGGCGCUCAACAUCCAUGCUGCUUCAGCAGGUCUAGGCGGUGCGGUAGGCUACGCUCUUGGAGGUCUAGACUGGACACACACCUUUCUGGGUGUAGCCUUCAAGUCCCAGGAGCAGAUCCUGUUCUUCUUCGCUGCCAUCCUCUUCUCCAUCUCUGUAGUCAUGCACCUCUUCAGCAUUGAGGAGCAACAGUACUCCCCCCAACACGACAGACUGGACCAGGAGAGUCCAGAUCCUGCCCACCCCAACCCUUCAGCCAAUGGCAGAACUGGACUUCAGCAUGGCCCCAACCCACAGCUGGAAAUGAUUGGCGAGGAUGAGACGAUUGACAGCUUUGACUUGUAUGACCCUUACAGAGAUGAUCGAUCAGAGCGUGGGGAUCUGGACAUGGAGUUUCUGGAAGUGGAGCUUGUUAGGAGUAAGAGUGACAGUGUUCUUGCCAUGACAGAUGCCACUCUCGACCACUUGGACCAUGAUGCUUUGUUCCUGCGAUACAUAGAGCCGUCCAUCUUUGCCGAUCGCCUCUCAUCCUAUCAUGGCUCCCCUCCAAGGACAGCAUCCUUUUUCUCCACCAAUCGCAGCUCUUCGCCACCCUGGCCAACCAAUCACAGACGCAGUAGCAGCACAGGAAGCCAGGACCUUCUUCGCACCCAAACCAACAAUCAGCAGUCACAGGCUCCGGGUACAAGGAUUUCCCGCCUCUCAGCAUUUUUGCAGGAGAUGGAACAUGAUGAUGGACAGGAAGCAUUGCUUAAUAACCAGCUUAAUGAACAGCAGAAACCGAAUGGUCGGCUAUUGGCCACUGUUGCUAAUGCUAACAGGGUUAAUGGUCUGAGUGCUAAAGGACAGGCCCACCGUGCUGGAAUGGUCAAAGCGGCCAGCACAGGUGCACCCGUGCGGCAAUGUCGCCACCGGCACACUUUCUAUCGGCAGCCAUCCUGCACCUUCUCUUACUACGGCCGAGUCGGAAACCACCGCUACCGCUACCGUAAGGCCAAUGCUGCCUUGCUCAUCAAGCCCUCCCGCAGUAUGAACGACCUGUAUGAGGUGGAGGCCAGACACAGGAGGAGACAACGGCAGAGGAACCGGCACCAGAGCGGAAACACCAACUCAUCCAGUGGAGACACAGAGAGCGAAGAGGGAGAGGUUGAGACCACAGUGCGUCUGCUGUGGUUGUCCAUGUUGAAGAUGCCUCCAGAACUGCUGAGGCUGUGUGUGUGUCACCUACUCACCUGGUUCUCCAUCAUAGCCGAGGCCGUCUUCUAUACUGACUUCAUGGGACAAGUCAUCUACAAUGGAGAUCCCACCGCUGCUGUUAACUCAACAGAGUUAGCCAACUAUAAUAGGGGAGUCCAGAUGGGAUGUUGGGGACUAGUUAUAUAUGCCAUGACCGCUGCUGCAUGUUCAGCCAUCCUUCAGAAAUAUCUGGAUAAUUUUGAGCUGAGUAUUAAAGUCAUCUAUAUCUUAGGAACGCUGGGCUUCUCCAUAGGGACCGCCGUCAUGGCGAUCUUCCCGAAUGUGUACGUCGCUAUGGUGAUGAUCAGCAGCAUGGGUGUCAUCUCCAUGAGCAUCUCCUACUGUCCUUACGCUCUGCUGGGCCAAUACCAUGAAAUAAAAUCGUAUAUUCAGCACAGUCCUGGAAACUCCCGGAGAGGCUUUGGUAUCGACUGUGCCAUCUUAUCCUGCCAGGUGUAUAUCAGUCAGAUCUUAGUGGCUUCAGGUCUGGGUGCCGUCGUUGACGCAGUGGGAAGUGUUCGCGUCAUUCCCAUCGUGGCCUCUGGGGGAUCCCUCCUCGGUUUCAUCACUGCCUGCUUCCUGGUGAUUUAUCCUACACCAAACACCGGGGACGGAGAGUCAGGCAAAGCAUCAGAGAGGCGGGCUUUGACGGUUCCGGAGCAGACCAAUGGCAGCAGUGUGUCUGUCACUGUUGUCAUGGAGAAACCCAGCUUCCUGAAACUCAACAAGAAGGGCAGGACCACCACCACCACCACUUCCUGUCAUGUGGAGAAUGAGUCCACUUUGUGAUUAGUGGGCUAGCUUUGAUGGACAGGGAAUUACAGGUUACCGUGGAAACAAAUGGUGAUAUCCAUCAACAUCAUCCUUGAUGGAAAG
Molecule: messenger RNA, 2757 nt
Organism: Lampris incognitus (smalleye Pacific opah)
Lineage: Eukaryota; Metazoa; Chordata; Actinopteri; Lampriformes; Lampridae
Product: solute carrier family 45 member 4
Exons: 14
Coding region: 1-2670 (889 amino acids)
Biological process (GO): transmembrane transport
Cellular component (GO): membrane
Molecular function (GO): sucrose:proton symporter activity
Source: RefSeq, a predicted model, not a curated record